Messenger RNA from Oncorhynchus mykiss (rainbow trout), 4248 nucleotides. Its product is annotated as sodium/calcium exchanger 3. Gene Ontology annotation, biological process: calcium ion import across plasma membrane; sodium ion transmembrane transport; cell communication. Gene Ontology annotation, cellular component: axon; postsynapse; sarcolemma. Lineage: Eukaryota; Metazoa; Chordata; Actinopteri; Salmoniformes; Salmonidae. Gene Ontology annotation, molecular function: calcium:sodium antiporter activity. The record is from RefSeq and is a predicted model, not a curated record.
UUGUGCGUGAGGAAACCGAUAUCGCCCCUGGGGUCAUUCUUUCAACGGCAGUAGCUUGUCUACAGCACGUUUGACUGAGGAGCAGGAAGUGCUGAUACAAAACCAUAUUACGUUUAUUGCUGAAUGAUAGAUACCUCAGAGUGAAAAGGUCGAUUGGAAAAGGGACAUUACGCAGUGUCGAAAACACUUCAGAAUACCAAAAUACAGGUGUUGUGAGGUAUCAACAACAGCCCAGUGCUGGAUCCCAGAGGGCUUGUCAGUGUGGUAAGGACCCCCAGGACCCCCGAGGGUGGAUGGAGCGCUUCAGGCCGAGGCUGACGAGGCUGGGGCAAGGGAUCAGGACCGGGUCGUCGUCCUCUUACCCAGCAUGCCUCUGGUUGGGCCUGCUCUCUGUGGCCGCCUCCUUCCUGUGCGCAGAGGGCGAUCGCACCACCCCCAGCCCCGCCACCACAGACUCCCACAAUGCCACCUGCUCCGAAGGCACGUCCAGGUGCAAGCCAGGAAUUGUCUUGCCCAUCUGGUACCCUGAGGACCCCUCCAUGGGGGAUAAGAUGGCCCGAGUCAUCGUCUACUUCGUAGCUAUGAUCUACAUGUUCCUGGGAGUGUCCAUCAUAGCAGAUCGCUUCAUGGCGGCCAUCGAGGUCAUCACCUCCCAGGAGAAGGAGAUUAUUAUUAAGAGAGCCAACGGAGAGACCACCACCGCUACCAUCAGAGUCUGGAACGAGACGGUCUCCAACCUGACCCUCAUGGCCCUGGGUUCUAGUACCCCUGAGAUCCUGCUGUCUGUCAUUGAAGUCUGUGGACACAACUUCGUAGCUGGCGAGCUGGGGCCGUCUACGAUCGUCGGCAGCGCUGCCUUUAACAUGUUCGUGAUCAUCGGCCUGUGUGUGUCUGUGAUCCCCGAGGGAGAGACGAGGAAGGUGAAACAUCUCAGAGUGUUCUUUGUGACGGCGGCGUGGAGUAUCUUCGCCUACAUCUGGCUCUACAUGAUCCUGGCGGUGUUCAGUCCCAACGUGGUCCAGAUAUGGGAGGGGCUGCUAACCCUGGCCUUCUUCCCCAUCUGUGUCAUCCUGGCCUGGCUAGCCGACCGACGACUCCUCUUCUACAAGUUCAUGCAUAAGAAGUACCGUGCCGACAACCACCGUGGCGUCAUCAUCGAGACCGAGCACGAGCGCUCCAAGGGCAUCGAGAUGAUGGACGGCGGCGGCAAGAUGGUCAACUCACACUUCGCCCACGACGGAGGCGCCGCCCAUAACCUCAUCAGCCUGAUCGAGGGGAAAGAAGUGGACGAGUCUCGGCGGGAUAUGAUCCGGAUCCUGAAGGACCUGAAGCAGAAACACCCAGAGAAGGAGAUGGACCAGCUGGUAGAGAUGGCUAACUACUACGCCUUGUCUCACCAGCAGAAGAGCCGAGCCUUCUACCGCAUCCAGGCCACGCGCAUGAUGACGGGCGCCGGGAACAUCCUGAAGAAGCACGUGGCGGAGCAGACCAAGAGGAGCGCCAGCGUACAGGAAGUGUGUGUGGUAGGGGAGGAAGUCGAGGAGUACGUGUCACGGAUCGCCUUCGAACCCGCCGUGUACCAGUGCCUGGAGAACUGCGGCGCCGCCCUGCUGGCCAUCUCCAGGAAGGGCGGCGAUAUGGCCAAGACCAUCUAUGUUGACUACAAGACAGAGGACGGCUCAGCCAACGCCGGCGCCGACUACGAGUUCACAGAGGGCACGGUGGUGUUCAAGCCCGGCGAGUUCAUCAAGGAGAUCAGCAUCGGCAUCAUCGAUGACGACAUCUUCGAGGAGGACGAGCACUUCUUCGUGCGUCUCAGCAACGUGCGCGUGUUGGAGUCUGACGAGGACGAGACACUACUGUCUCCGAACUCUCUCCCGUACCCCAAGGCCCUGCUGGGGUUCCCUGCCAUCGCCACCGUUACCAUCCUGGACGACGACCACGCCGGGAUAUUCACCUUCGAGACCGACACGUGUCACGUGAGUGAGAGCGUGGGCGUAAUGGAGGUGAAGGUGCUGAGGACUUCGGGGGCGAGGGGAACGGUCAUCGUGCCAUAUCGUACCAUGGAGGGGAUCGCCAAGGGAGGAGGGGAGGACUUUGAGGACACCUACGGAGAACUGGAGUUCAAGAACGAUGAGACCUGCAAGAUGGUUCAGGUGAAGGUGAUAGACGAUGAGGAGUAUGAGAAAAACAAGAACUUCUUCCUGGAGUUGGCCGAGCCGCGCAUGGUAGACAUGAGCCUGCAGAAAGAUGUCCCAAAGUUGUUGUCAGAGGAAGAGGAAGCUAAGCGGAAUGCAGAGAUGGGGAAACCAUCUCUGGGGGAACACUCCAAAAUGGAGGUUUUCAUCGAGGAGUCCUAUGAGUUCAAGAAUACGGUGGAUAAGCUGAUAAAGAAGACCAACCUGGCUCUGGUGGUGGGCACCAACUCCUGGAGACAACAGUUCAUGGAGGCCAUCACAGUCAGUGCAGGAGACGAGGAUGAGGAAGACUCCGGUGAAGAGCGUCUUCCGUCUUGUUGUGACUACGUCAUGCACUUCCUCACCGUCUUCUGGAAGGUGCUGUUCGCCUGUGUUCCUCCCACGGACUACCUGAACGGCUGGGCCUGCUUCUUCAUCUCCAUCGUCAUCAUCGGCAUGCUGACCGCAGUGAUCGGAGAUCUGGCCUCUCACUUUGGCUGCACCAUCGGGCUGAAGGACUCCGUCACUGCCAUGGUGUUCGUGGCGCUGGGUACGUCUGUCCCUGACACAUUUGCCAGUAAGGUAGCGGCGGUGCAGGACACACAUGCAGACGCCUCCAUCGGUAAUGUGACGGGCAGCAACGCGGUCAACGUGUUCCUGGGCAUCGGGGUGGCGUGGUCGAUAGCCGCCAUUUACUGGCACAUGCAAGGCAAGCAGUUUGUGGUGGAGGCCGGCUCGCUGGCCUUCUCCGUCACCCUCUACACCAUCUUCGCCUUCCUGGGGGUCUCCGUGCUGCUGUACCGCCGCCGGGCCCACAUCGGGGGGGAGCUGGGCGGGCCGCGCGGCCACAGACUGGCCACCUCAGCCUUCUUCUUCAGUCUCUGGUUCCUCUACAUCCUCUUCUCCAGCAUGGAGGCCUACUGUCAUAUAGAGGGCUUCUAGAACCUCCUGGAACACUUCUGUAACACUUCUAGAACACCUCUGAGACACUUCUAGAACUCUUCUGAGACACUUCUAGAAUUCUUCUGAGACACUUCUAGAAUACUUCUGAGACACUUCUAGAAUACUUCUGGGACACUUCUAGAAUACUUCUGGGACACUUCUAGAAUUCUUCUGAGACACUUCUAGAAUACUUCUGGGACACUUCUAGAAUACUUCUGGGACACUUCUAGAGCCUCCUUACAGGAGGUUCAAAGUAUAACUUAAUGGAGAGUAAAAGUAGGAUUCUCAGUGUGGAAUGAUGGAAUGAUGGAAUGAUAUUUUGUUGGUAUGAAGGGAUGAGAGGAGGAGAACAGUAUGAGGUAAAGGGAGUGGUGGCCCCCCUCUCCUCCGCCCCUCCACCUUCCCUCAACCCCACUCUAAGAACCCCCAGACAUAAUCAGUCCAUCUCCUCUGAAGGAGAUGUCUGUUAAGGCAGGGAGAGCCGGUCUGCUACCCACAUGGGUGUGCUUACAGCUGGGGUUAGGGUACCUCUAUACCGGGGUAAGAACACCAGAGGGUGUCUCAUCUGGUCUGGUCUGUAAUCCACUAGAAGAGACAAUAAGCUGAUGAGAUCUGAGCUAUCAGAAGAAGUCUAUAUUUUUCUCAACACCUUGAUGAGAACAACCUUUUCUAGACUAAGUAUUUUGGGGGAUAAAACCAAAACACUUUUUUUUUUUUUUACAAAAAAAAAAGAGGAAAUCAAAGAUACUAUUUUUUAGAUCUUUAUGGAGAACAAAACAUGUUAUAUAACUAAUGGAACAGAUAUUGUUGAUGAUGAAUGACAAUUGAAUGGUCAUAGUAUUUAAUAGUAUUUUAUUUGCUUAGUUUCUUAUUAAGGAACGAAUAAGAGGCAAGAAACAGCAGAGUUGUCAGAGGCAAGAAACUAAAACAGGAAGCGCCCGUGGAGGAGGAAGAGGAGGAGGAGGAACAACAGAGAACAAGUACAGACAGAUCAACUAUCAAACUAAAGACAGGAGGAGGAGGAGGAGCAAGAGGAGGAGGAGGAGGAGGAGGAGUGGAAGAAGAUGAGGAAGACAUUGAAGGAUAACAUUAUCAGAGUGCCCUGAACAUUACUUCAGUACAUCUGUCU